CAUCGCUCCACUAAACUUCCGCCACGGCGUGUCUUUCGUGCGUGUUUUCUCUUCUGUCACUGCUGCUUGUCUCUGCUUUGCUUCUCUUCGUCUUUAAUUUUCAGACUCCAGCCUACCCGCAUUCUGCGGUUUGGCCUGAUCGGAGCACUGCCCUGAGGCACGGGAGCCUGCCUCCACCCUGCAAUUUUCACGAUUGGCUACGUGCUUAGUAUCUACAGCCCCCUACCGUCACGCAGUACUGCCCACUUGUUACGACAUUUCCCUAUGACUUCACCGAAUUGUACGACCUGACGAAUCCUCGACCGACCUUAGGUACAACCCCUCUCCUCCUUCCUCCCCCCGGCCCGGGUAGUGGUCGCCCGCCCCCACCAUGCUCGAGGGUCUCGUCGCCAACUUGCUUAAUCGGUUCUUGGGUAUGUAUGUUCAGAACUUCGAUGCGAAGCAAUUGAAUGUCGGCAUCUGGUCCGGCGAUGUCAAACUCCGCGACCUCGAACUGCGUCGCGAGGCUCUGGACCAGCUUCACUUGCCGCUCAACGUAGUCGAAGGACAUUUGGGGUCGCUUACUCUACAAAUACCAUGGUCGAAUCUGAGAGGGAAGCCGCUGAAGGUCAAUAUUGAGGACGUGUUUCUGCUGGCCGCCCCGAAGGAAGAUGCGGAGUAUGACGCUGAGGAAGAGGAGCGGAGAGCGCAUGCCGUUAAGAUGGAGAAGUUAGACAGCGCUGAGCUACUGAAGGAGCGGAAUACGGAGGGUAUGAGCGCAGAAGAACAGCAGAAAAAUCAAAGCUUCACAGCUAGCAUGGUUACUGCCAUCGUGGACAACGUUCAGGUUACCGUCAAGAAUAUUCACAUUCGGUACGAAGACUCGAUAUCAGACCCUGGACAUCCAUUCGCGUUGGGAAUCACGCUCGCCGACUUCAGCGCUGUGAGCACUGACGAGAAUUGGAAGCCUACCUUCAUCCAAGGCAGCUCUAGCUCGACGCACAAGCUGGCCACUCUUGGAUCUUUGGCUGUAUACUGGGAUACGGACGCCUCGCUGAUCGGGACUGGAAAGGGGAGCCAGGACAAGACCGAGCAGCACAUCGAUCAUACCGAGUUCAUUGAGAAGGUGCGCGGCAUGAUUGUCCGCGGAGAGAACCCCCAGCUUGGAGACCACCAGUUCGUCCUCAAACCCGUCAGCGGUCGUGCUGGUCUGGAAAUGGACAAGACUGGCAAGCCCGACAGACCGAAGAUGAAGGCGCGCUUGUUGUUUGACGAGCUUGGUUUCAUUAUCGAUGAGGAUCAAUAUCGAGACGCUCUCAUGCUUGUCGACCUCUUCCACUACUUCAUCCGGCACCAGGAGUAUAAGAAAUUCCAACCAAAGUCUUCACCGAAAGAAGACCCUGCAGGAUGGCUACGGUUCGCUGCGCAGGCCGUGCUCGACAAGAUUCAUGACAGAAAUCGCAAGUGGAGUUGGGAUUAUUUCAAGGAACGUAGGGAUGACCGAAUACGGUACAUCGACCUUUUCAAAAAGAAGAAGCGAGAAGAGAAACUUGCUCCGCUUGAGACUGAGGAGCUUGAUGAGCUUGAGAAGAAGUUGAGCUACGAAGAUCUGCGUUUCUGGCGAUCGUUGGCACGGAAUCAACUCCGGAAAGAGAACGUUGGAGUGAAGAAGCCGCCUCCAAAACAAACCUGGGGUGCCUGGAUAUGGGGCUCCAAGGAAGAAGAGGAUAAGGACGACAACACUCAGAUUACCGAUGAGCAACGUAAGGAGCUCUACAACGCCAUUGACUGGGACGAGAAGAAGGCAAUCGCCGAGUCGGUGGAUAUGCCGAGGGAAUACGUCAAGAUGGAGGUCAAUAUGAGCCUGCGGACUGGAAGCUUUACCCUCAGGCGUGAUCCACAUGGAAAAGCAACCGAAAUACUCCGUCUCCUCUUCGAUUCCUUCAGUACCACGCUCCUGCAGCGGACGGAUUCAACGUUUGUUAAAGUAGCCCUCGAGGGUAUGCGUUUAUAUGACGGCACCACCGAAGGGAGUCUCUUCCCUCAGAUCAUUACGAUUAAGGACGCCCCUCCGGUUCCGGACGAGAAGCGAUUCGAGGAGCUCAAUGAUGACGAAACCUCAAAAGAGUCCGACGAAGAGGGGGAAGAAGAGGAGAAAGAAGAUCCCUUCUUCCAACUCUCAUUUGAAAAGAACCCUCUAGAUGGAAGUGCUGAUACAGCCCUUACCAUGAAGCUGAAAGGCAUGGAGAUCGUAUACAAUCCCAAGUUCGUCGUGGAAGUUGCAAAAUUCUUCAAACCGCCCGAGCGACACAUGGAGUCCAUUGGAGCGCUCAUGGAAACCGCAGGUGCUACGGUAGAAGGUAUUCGGCAGCAGACCCGUGCUGGGCUAGAGUUCGCGCUUUCAGAACACAAGACCAUCAACGCCCAAUUGGACCUGCAAGCACCUCUUAUCAUUAUUCCGGAUUCUGUGACGAAGAAGUCAAGCAAUUGCCUGAUUCUCGAUGCUGGUCAUGCCAGCGUCACAAGUGAGUUGGUCGACAAGGAUACUCUGCGGGAUAUUCAAUCGAAGCAAAAGCAGCAGUAUACCGAUGAAGAUUUCCGCCGGCUCGAGGGCCUAAUGUACGAUAAGUUCCUUUUAAAACUGGAAUCUACGCAGGUCCUCAUCGGCCCCUCGAUCGAGGAAACUCGAGCUCAGCUCGUUGACACAGCUACCACCAAGGACCUGCACAUUGUGGAUAGGAUCAACAUGGACUUUAAGAUUGAAAUUUGUAUCAUACCCAAAGCUUCUGAUCUCACAAAGUUCCGUAUAUCCGGCAAUCUCCCAGUCUUGCAUGCAUCCAUCUCUGAUGCUAAGUAUAAGAACCUCAUGAAGCUCAUUGACGUGGCCGUCCCAAAGUUCGAGAACGAGGAACCCAGCAAGCAAGUAACUGAAGGAGCUAAGGGUCCUUCUAACCUGAAACUCACCGGCGAGGAUAAAUCCAAUCACGAUCCACUUGGGAGGCCAAGAUCAAAGUCCUUCCAGUUUACAGCGCAGGAGCACGAGCUUGUGGUGGAGGAAGAGAGGGAUGAUAACCAAGGAGAGGAGUUUGAAGACGCGGUCGAGGCCAAGUCAACUAGCGACAUCAACAUACAUCAACGCAACUUUCAGUUCAAUUUUACAGUAGACAAGCUUCAAGGUUCCCUCUUCCGUUCUGAUCCAGAAGGCAAAAAACCAGAUCAGCUCUUGGUCGAGUUGGUUGCAGAGCACUUCGAUCUUGAGUUCUAUCAGAAGCCCUUUGAUAUGGUUGCUGAGGUUCGCCUGAGAUCCAUGGCCAUCGAGGAUCACGUCGAAGAGAACCCCAUACCCGAGUUCCGCAACAUUGUGUCCUCGGAGGAUGUGUCAGAGUCUGAACAGAAGGAUCUGUUCUCGCUGAAGUUUGUGAAGGUGAACAAUGAAUCCCCUGAAUUUAUGACAAAGUAUGAGGGUAUUACCAUGAAUCUGGAUGUUGCUGUGUCGACCAUCAAUCUGAUCGUCACCAGGAGAACACUCCUGACGCUCUUAGACUUCAUACUCAUCACGUUCACGAAUCCUGGACCUCCUCAGAAUCAGCAAGCUCAGAUUGCUGCCAAAGAGGAGCAACUGCAAGUUGCAAAGCAGCCUCCAGCCGAGCAGGACAAGAUCCGGAUUCGAGCCGAGCUCAAGCGCAUCUCCGUCGUUCUUAAUAAUGAUGGUAUCAGGCUUGCUACACUAAGCUUAAAUUCUGGAGAUGUUGGAAUCUUCUUGAACGGCAAGGCGAUGCGUAUUAGUGGAAGGCUGGGCAACCUAUCGCUGAUUGAUGAUGUCAAUCAGGGUGUGUCUGAGGAGUCGUCUCUUCGGCAGCUAGUUACAAUCCAAGGCAAGAACUUAGCGGACUUUAGCUACGAGACCUUUGACCCUGAUUCCGAGAGCUAUCCUGGAUACGACACCUCUGUUGUCUUGAAGACUGGAUCUAUCAAGAUCAACUUUCUAACAGAACCCUUCCGCAAAAUCAUGGAAUUCGCCGUCAAAUUCGGCAAGAUGCAGGCUAUUUUUAACGCUGCGCGCCAGGCUGCCGCGAACCAAGCGACGCAGAUUCAAGAACGUGCCACCAAGAUGCACUUUGACAUCGUUAUCAGCACGCCAAUUGUGGUCUUUCCACGGAUGGUCAUUUCCGAUAAGCCGGAUCGAGAUACUUUGAUAGCGAACCUGGGAGAGAUAUACGCGAAGAAUAUGUUUGUUCCCUUGGACGACUCCAAGAAUUCAGACGUGGCGAACAAGUUAUCUGCAGGUAUCAGGAACAUCAAGCUGACCUCAAAUCUUCAUUACGAGGACGACCAAUCUGAAGAGCUGCAACUCAUUGACAAGGUUGAUUUGGAUUUCAACAUCAUGAUUGUUGACCACAAGCCUGGACGUCAGCGACCCGAUCUCGAGAUAGAAGGGACCAUGUCAAACAUCAACCUGAAACUCACCUCUGAGCAAAUGAGGUUCGCCUUAGAGCUUUCACGAUCCAUUCCCGCUGCAUUUGCGACAGAGUCGGAUGAUGUCAUUGCUGAAGAUGUCCAACAAGAGCUGCCGGACUCUACGACCGAGCCAGCCAAACAAUUGGCUGAUGGGAAGCCACCUUCCCAGGAGAAACCACAGGAUCUUGUGUCAAGUCAAAACCCAGAGCUACGAACCGGCGACGAAAGAUGGACAAAGCUUGAUUUCUUCUUCAAGGUUGGCGCUGUUGGCCUGGAGCUAAUAAAGUCUAAAGACGGCGAGCCCGUCUGCAACAUUGAAGCUGCCAGUUUGUCCAAGUUCUCCCUCAAUGAGACAAACGCGAAACUUCGCAUGAUUAGUGAUGGAGCUUUUGAGGCCGAAUUAAUGGUUCAGUCCUUUACUAUCAGGGACAGCCGGAUGCAGGAAACGAACAAGUUCCGAAAGAUAAUGUCGCUCAUUAACAACGACGUAAAGCAGCAGUUCAUGGCUAGUAUCUCCAUAUCUGGUGGGCAGGAGAAGAGUCUAAUUGCACUCUUAACGAUCGACAGCCCGAGAAUCAUCCUGGCAUUAGACUAUCUGUUCGCUUUGCAGGCUUUUGUCAACGCAGGUCUUUCCACAGACGAGCCCCUGGCCAUUGAGGAAGAGAUGGAUGAUGACGACGCGGACAGCUCCAUGGACUUGAAAUCUCCUGAUGGGUUUGCAUCACCUGCUAAGCCCAGUGCAACCGCGGAACCAGCUGAGGGUGGAAUGAACAUCUCCUUCCGCGUGAACCUGGUGGACGCGCAGGUCGUCCUAAUCGCAAAUCCCGCGUUAUCAAGCUCUGAAGCCAUUGUGCUGGGUACAAAGCAGGUGCUUGUGUCAAAGCAGCAGGCCAUGACGCUGCAAGUCGAUAAAGUUGGAAUGUUCCUUUGCCGCAUGGACAGAUUUGAGACAAGCCGGCUGCGAAUCCUAGACGACUUCAGCAUCCAAACGGCCUUGGAUAUUCGUAACCAGGGAACAAAGUCAUCGUUGACCAGCAUAACUGUGGACAUUGAGCCGCUCGUCCUACGAUUGUCCCUUCGAGAUAUCUUGCUCGCUAUGCAGAUUGUCAACCGCGCGUCCGCAAUGUCGGCCAACGACGAAAACAAGAAGUUAGCUGAAGAAAAGUCACAAAUGAUCAAGCAAGGUUCAGGAUCAACCAAACCGAAGUCUACAAAAGCAGCAUCGUCGAAGCCUCCAGCUAAGAGUUUUGCUACCACGAAGCGAUCAAGCCAGCAUGGUCCUCCACCACAACCUCCGCGGCCCGGUUCAGCCAUGAUUAAGCGUGAGGAGAUGAGCGUGAAUAUCGAAGGAAUCCGUGUCGUUCUGAUCGGGGAUGUUCACGAGAUGCCCAUGCUAGACUGGCGUGUGAAGAAGUUCGGCAUUGAUGUACGAGAUUGGUCGGGAGCAAUGACAGCUGAUACUAGCAUCGACACUCUUAUCAACAUUUACAACUUUUCCAAGUCAGCAUGGGAGCCUCUGAUUGAACCGUGGCAGUUGGGCUUUCACAUGUCUAAGGACCAAAACCCUGACAAGCUUUCCGUCGAGCUCUAUUCCAGAAAGUCUGUGGAGCUUACCGUUACAGCAGCUACAAUUGCUCUAGCGUCCAAGUCAUUCGACUUCCUGACUACAGACGAGGAUAUCCUAUCUAAGCCUCGUGGCACGGAUGCUCCAUACCGUAUCCGUAAUUACACUGGUUUUGGACUAGAUGUCUGGGCCGAAGGUCGAGAUCUGAUAGACGGAUAUGCAUCCAAACUCGAAGACGGAGAUGAACAGCCGUGGCGAUUUGAAGACCCUUCAGCCACUCGUGAGACCCUGUCGACAGAAGGAGCUAACGGUGUUCUUGGCAUACGGCUGAAAGGUAGUGGGUUCGACACCAUCCCGCGAAUUCCCGUGCAUCGUGAGGGAGAGUUCCUUUACAACCUCAAGCCCAAGAAGGACCGAGUACAGCAUCGCAUCCUCGUAGAUGUCAAGCUUGGCGCAGACAACGUCAAGAACAUAACGUUCAGGUCUCCGUUGCUAGUUGAAAACAACACCCAAAUCCCAGUCGAGCUUGGCAUCUACAGUCCUGAAGAAGGCCAUCUCCUGAAGAUUGAGAAGGUUGCUCCCGGUGAUGCAAGACCAGCACCGGUCGGAGCAGCAUUCAUGCAUUCAAUCGUUGUUCGCCCAGACCAGGGGUUUGGCUACACCUGGUCAAAUGAACGCCUUUUCUGGAAGGACCUGCUGAGGCGACCUACUAGGACGAUCACAUGUCGGGGAGAGCAAGACGACCAAUCUCCUCCCUUCUACUUCCAGAUGCAUGCGGCGUAUGAUAAGAAAGAUCCUCUCACCAGUGUGUAUCCAUACAUGCGUAUUCGCCUGGCCGCGCCGGUUGAGGUCCAGAAUCUGCUACCAUUCGACUUCAAAUACAGGAUAUACGACAGCAAUACUAAGAAGGACUGGACAAAUUUCCUGAGGAAAGGAGGUGUCAGCCCAGUCCAUGUGGUGGAGCUUUCACAUCUCCUACUCAUCAGUGUGGACAUGCAAGACACACCUUUCAAGCCAAGCAAGUUCGGCAUUAUCAACUCAACUGACCGAGAGAGCUUCAGGAGGGAGAAAAGUUUAGAGUUGAAGGACAACAAUGACCUUACGUUGCACCUCAACAUGCACUUCUACAACUAUCCUGAUGGCGGUGGGUCAUUCAAGGUGACAAUCUAUAGUCCCUACGUCAUUCUCAACCGCACUGGGCUUGAACUCGACGUCCGUAGCAAGGCGUUCCUUGGCCAGGCCAGAGGUGCAGCCGGGCAAGGCGUCUUUGCCGACACCAAUGACGAUGGCCACAAGCCACUGCCAUUCAUGUUUUCAUUCCCCACCGAGGACAAGAAGAAUCGAGCUCUGAUCAAAGUUGGUGACUCGAACUGGAGCAAGCCUCAGAGUUUCGAUGCAAUCGGAAGCACUUAUGCAGUCACACUACCCUCUAACAAGGCUCGAUCUGACAUGCAUAUCGGUAUUACCGUCGCCGAAGGCGAAGGAAAGUACAACUUGAGCAAGGUCGUCACUAUUGCGCCCCGAUUCAUUAUAAAGAACAAAAUCAAAGAACAGUUGAAUAUCCGCGAACCAGGCUCCUCAGAAUGGAUGUCGCUCAAGACUGGAGAUUUGCUACCUCUGCGAUGGCUAAAACAGGGAGGAACACCCCAAUUGUCUCUUUGCUACCCUGGUGUCAACAACCAAUGGUCUUCCCCGUUCAAUAUUUCCAAUGUUGGAAGUGUUCACGUCAAGCUAUCUAAAGCCGGGCAACGCCAGAAGCUCAUCCGAAUUGAUGUGCUUAUGGAGCAUGCGACGAUCUUCAUUCACAUCAGUGUUGAAACAAAACACUGGCCGUUCUCCUUCAAGAAUAUGAGCGAUCAAGAAUUCCUGUACUGGCAAGCAAAUCCAAACCUGGAUGAAGAUGAGGAUGAUCGUGGGACCGGAUUCCGACCUAUUAGAUACCGCCUUCCUCCACGGAGUAUUAUGCCGUAUGCUUGGGACUUCCCUGCUGCCAAGAACAAGGAGAUCGUUCUCAACGCAAAUGGGAGAGAGCGACAUGUCAAACUUGCUGAGAUUGGUAACUUAAUUCCAUUCAAAAUACCGCCUGGGCAGAACCAGAGUCGACAGAAGAUCAUUGAUCUGAAUGUGGUUGCCAGUGGGCCAACCCAAACGCUAGAGAUCUCAAACUACAGGCCAUCAAAGAGCUUGUACAAACAGAAGUCAGGCACCGCUUCCUCGGCGACUGGCGGUUUCGAAGUUAAGGAUGUCGACAAUGAUGUGACCUUCAAGGCUCAACUGCGGUUGGCCGGAAUUGGCAUCUCACUCGUCAACCGCCAGUUGCGUGAGCUAGUCUAUAUCACCCUGAGAGAUAUCGAGCUCAAGUACAAUGAUUCUUCACUCUACCAGAUGGUUAACCUGAUGGUCAAGUGGAUUCAAAUUGAUAACCAGCUCUAUGGCGGUAUCUUUCCCAUUAUCUUCUAUCCGAGUGUUGUACCCAAGACUGGCAAGGAAAUGGAGGCCCACCCGAUCUUCCAGACGAGCAUCACGCGUGUCAAGGACGACUCAUAUGGCGUGCUCUACAUUAAGUACUUCACCAUCCUUCUUCAACAGAUGACGCUUGAAAUUGAUGAAGACUUCAUAUUCGCAAUGCUCGACUUUGCGAAGAUACCUGGAGCAUCUUGGUCGGAAGAGAAGGAGGGCAAACUCUGCGAUGACUCUCUUGAUAUUCCGGAACCCCAGCAGGAACAAACCGGCCAGGAUGUCUACUUCGAGCUUCUCCACCUUCAGCCAAUGCAGAUCGAUCUGUCUUUCGUUCGCACGGAGCGCAUCAAUGCAGAGGAUACGAUGUCCUCGUCAAAUCCUUUCAUGUUCGCAGUCAAUGUAUUGACUAUGUCUAUCGGCAAUGUCAAUGACGCACCGGUCCGAUACAAUGCCUUGAUGCUCGAAAACGCACGCGUAUCGACCGAGGCGUUGAUCAACAACAUCAAAAGCCACUAUGUCCAAGAGUCCCUCCGCCAGGUCCACGUUGUCAUUGGUUCCGCCGACUUCCUUGGUAACCCCGUUGGCCUCUUCACGAACGUCAGCUCUGGCGUUGCUGACAUCUUCUACGAACCGUACCAAGGUCUCGUCAAAUCCGACCGUCCAGAAGAGCUCGGCAUCGGCAUUGCGAAGGGCGCAUCCAGCUUUGUAAAAAAAUCGGUCUUUGGCUUCUCAGAUAGUAUGGCUAAGUUCACUGGGAGCAUGUCCAAAGGCCUAUCUGCCGCCACCCUGGACAAAGAAUUCCAAGAUCAGCGCCGAAUGUCGCGCUCCCGAAACCGCCCCAAGCACGCCCUGUAUGGCAUCACAGCCGGCGGCAACGCCUUCGCCAGCAGCCUUGCAAGUGGCCUUGGGGGCCUCGCUCGUCAUCCCAUCCAAGGUGCUGAAAAAGAAGGUGCGCUAGGUUUCGUGAAGGGGGUUGGUAAAGGUCUGUUAGGUGUGCCUACCAAGGCGGCAAUCGGCGCAUUCGACCUCGCGUCCAACAUGGCGGAAGGCGUACGCAACACCACCACCGUCUUCGACCAAGAAGGCCUGGACCGCGUCCGGCUCACCCGGUUUAUUGGGCAAGAUGGCAUCGUGCGGCCAUAUUCCCAACGUGAAGCCCUGGGUCAAUUCUGGCUGAAGACCCUAGAUAACGGAAAAUACUUCAACGAAGAUUAUAUCGCGCACUUGGAGCUCCAAGGCAAGGAAAAGUUGGUUAUGUUGACAUAUAACGGGAUCAUGCUGGUUAGGACAAAGAAGCUGCAGAUGGAGUGGGAUGUACCACUCAAGGAUAUUCAGACUAUUAGUAAGGAGAGGACGGGCAUGAGCAUUGUGCUGAAGGGGGGAACGAACGGGCCGUUUGUGCCAGUUGUAGAGGAGGGGGCAAGGAAUUGGUUUUAUAAACAGGUGGCUGUAGCAGUGAAUGCGUGGAAUGAUCGGUGGAAUGCUAAAGGCUAGGGGGGAUUGGGAUAGGUGGAUGGUGUGGUGGCUUGCGGUUG
Lindgomyces ingoldianus is the source of this 9996-nucleotide messenger RNA. RefSeq names its product vacuolar protein sorting-associated protein 13. Bases 371 to 9955 code for a protein of 3194 amino acids. The transcript has 2 exons. NCBI's taxonomy places the organism in Eukaryota, Fungi, Ascomycota, Dothideomycetes, Pleosporales, Lindgomycetaceae. Gene Ontology annotation, cellular component: extrinsic component of membrane. Gene Ontology annotation, biological process: mitochondrion organization; late endosome to vacuole transport; protein retention in Golgi apparatus. The record is from RefSeq and is a predicted model, not a curated record.